Molecule: messenger RNA, 2729 nt
Organism: Scomber scombrus (Atlantic mackerel)
Lineage: Eukaryota; Metazoa; Chordata; Actinopteri; Scombriformes; Scombridae
Gene: adam12b
Product: ADAM metallopeptidase domain 12b
Exons: 22
Coding region: 20-2692 (890 amino acids)
Biological process (GO): proteolysis
Molecular function (GO): metalloendopeptidase activity
Source: RefSeq, a predicted model, not a curated record
ACCUCGGCUGCUGAAGGGCAUGGAGCAUGGGCCUCUCAGCCAGCUCACGCCUGGGAGUUAUCCUGCGUCACUCCAGCUACUGGUACGUGCUGAAGGUGAACAGCUGACCCUGGUGCUGGAGAAAAAUGAGGGACUUUUUGCAAGCCAUUACACUGAGACACAUUACCAGGAGGAUGGGAGUGCAGUCACCGGUGCUCACAACUUUACGAAUAACUGCUACUACCAUGGGGAAGUGCAGGCACAUCCAAACUCUGAUGUCACCCUCAGCGCCUGCUCAGGCCUUCGAGGCUUCAUCGCACUUGAAAACAAGACAUUCAUCAUCGAGCCUGUGUCUGGCCAUGACACUGGGGCUCACUUCAUCUACCGAGUGGAAGAACUCAGAAUGACCCCUGGAGCCUGUGGCCAUGGUUUCAACAUGUCCUCUGUUGCCCCUGAAAACCACAUAAAGAGCCCCUUCCAAUCCUUCCACAGUAGGCAUAAAAGGCACACACAGCAGACAACCAAAUACGUCGAGUUGAUCAUUGUUGCAGACAACAGAGAGUUUCAGAAACAGGGGAAGGACGUGGAGAAGGUGAAACAGAGACUGGCAGAGAUAGCCAAUUACGUAGACAAGUUCUACAGGGCCCUGAAUAUCCGGGUGGCGUUGGUGGGUCUGGAGGUGUGGAGUGACUCAGAUAAAUGUCCCAUCACUCAGGAUCCCUUCACCACCCUGCAUGAGUUCCUUGACUGGAGGAAGGUCAAACUGCUGCCCCAGAAACCUCACGACAAUGCUCAGCUCAUAAGUGGGGUUUACUUCCAGGGAACAACCAUUGGCAUGGCGCCCAUUAUGAGCAUGUGUACAGUUGAGCAGUCGGGAGGCAUUGUCAUGGAUCAUUCUGAGAACCCACUGGGUGCAGCAGUGACUUUGGCCCAUGAGCUGGGACACAAUUUUGGCAUGAACCACGACACUCCAGAGCGUGGUUGUGGCUGCAGGAUGACCGUUGAUCGUGGAGGCUGCAUCAUGACCCCCUCCACAGGGUAUCCAUUCCCAACGGUGUUCAGUACAUGCAGUAAAAAGGACCUUGCAGCUAGUCUGGAGAAAGGCGUGGGCAUGUGUCUCUACAACAUGCCAGAGGUCAAGGUGCUGUACGGUGGCCAGAAGUGUGGGAAUGGCUACGUGGAGGAGGGAGAGGAAUGUGACUGCGGGGAGCCAGAGGAAUGUAUGAAUCCAUGCUGUAACGCCACCACAUGCACGCUCAAGGGAGACGCUGUGUGCGCCCACGGACAGUGCUGUGAAGACUGCAGGCUCAAACCAGCUGGCACCCUUUGUCGAGAGUCCAGUAACUCCUGCGACCUGCCGGAGUUCUGUACUGGUGCCAACCCACACUGCCCGGCCAACGUUUAUCUGCAUGAUGGACACGCCUGCCACAACGUGGACGGCUACUGCUACAACGGCAUCUGUCAGACUCAUGAGCAGCAAUGCAUCACCCUGUGGGGGACAGGAGCCAAGCCUGCCCCUGGGAUCUGCUUUCAGCGAGUCAACUCUGCAGGGGAUCCGUACGGGAAUUGUGGGAAGGAUUCCAAAGGCUCCUUUGCCAAAUGUGAUUCGAGGGAUGCAAAGUGUGGUAAAAUUCAAUGCCAGGGAGGAGCCAACCGGCCAGUGAUUGGAACAAAUGCUGUUUCCAUUGAGACCAACAUCCCACUUCAAGAAGGAGGGCGUAUUCUGUGUCGGGGAACACAUGUUUACCUGGGUGAUGACAUGCCUGACCCUGGACUGGUUCUGGCUGGUACAAAGUGUGGAGACGGCAUGGUUUGCCUGAAUCGACAGUGCCAGAACGUCAGUGUGUUUGGUGUGCAUGAGUGCUCUGGAAAGUGCAAUGGACGUGGGGUGUGCAACAACAAGAAGAACUGCCACUGUGAAGCACACUGGGCGCCUCCAUUCUGUGAGAAAGCAGGCUUUGGAGGAAGUAUUGACAGCGGGCCAAUGAGACUGGCAGCCGACAGUGUGGUCAUUACUGUGGCAAUCCUGGUUAUCCUGGUCAGCCUUCUGGUAGCCACUGUAAUCAUCUUUCUGAAGAGGAAGACUCUGCUGCGCCUCCUCUUCACCAAUAAGAAGAGCACCCUGGAGAAACUCAGAUCUGUGGAGGCCAGCAGGCCAAUCAGCCCCAUCAGGACUCAGUCCAUGUACAGACCCACGCCACAGCGCAAGCCUCCACCCAAACCCUCUGGAGCCAACAUUUAUAAGCCGUCUCUCCUGAGCGCGGAGCCUCUUCUCCCCCCCCACAACUUCCACUCUCACAGCCUGCGCAGACUGCCCCUCUACCAGCCCCUGCACAUCAGCCAGCCCAUGCCGGUGUCCCUGAGAGUUGGCCAGCCCACCCUGCCCCCUCUUCCAGUCCAUCAAAGGCUCCUGCCUGCCCACACCUCCCUCUCACCACCAAGAGUGCCACCUUUUCUCAGUCUGCCACGCCAGCAGUCGUCGUACAGGAUAGACCAGGAUUUUGAGAAGCCCAGUCCACCACAGAAACCUCUUCCUGCCGACCCACUAGGGAGGAGCUCUCGACUGGGUUACAGUGCAACACUAUCAGGGAUCCACAUCCCUGGAAAUGGACCCCUGCCCAUACCUAUCCCCACUCCACCCACCAUCCCUUUACCCAGCAGACCUGCGCCGGUGUUGCCCUACAGACCACCAAAGACUCAUAAGGAUUGCUGAGCUCUCAUCGUCAUGGACGAGUAGAUCUGCUACCAAC